Vitrella brassicaformis is the source of this 3290-nucleotide messenger RNA. Lineage: Eukaryota; Vitrellaceae. The record is from the annotation of a GenBank genome assembly.
AUGGCGGCGAGAUUUCAGAUCAUAGCCGUCUCCGAGACAGAUUUGUGAGAAUAAGGGACAUCAAACAGUUUCCGAGCCGGCUGUCCUCAUUUCUCACUGUUUGCCUCACAUCUCCCUCGUUUCUUUUCAUUUUUCGGCGGGAGUGGUCGGGCGCCACCCGCCCGAGGCCCACGCAGCCCACCCUGCUCCCCGUUUGCGAGUCCACCUGACCGCCCCUGAACCUCCCGUCAGACGCUGACAUGCCCCUGAUGCGCAUGUUGCAUCCCAUUUCCUCUUUCCGUCCCUCCCGGCGCAAUGUAGUCGUCUGCCUGGCUUUCCCAAGGCACCCACUACUGCAUCCGCCGUCUGCAAGGUCCCCAAGUACAGCGCCGGGGCGACCGAUGAUGCAGACCCGUCGUCAUUCUUCUGGGUCUUCGAGGCCAAGGCGCCGCACGGCGAGGGGUUCAGACGGCGUCUGGCCAACGACACGCGAGCGCUGCUGGGCGAGGAGGUGCCCAUCGAGUACAUGUCGGAGGAGCAGGCUGAGGGAACACACCUACCACGGCUGCCUAACCCACCGGUCACGAACCUUGACCGGACGCAUCCAUCCAUCCAUCCAUCUAUCUUGUGUGUGUGUGUGUGUGUGUGUGUGUCUGUGUGUAUGUGUGUGCAGGGGGCACUUGCGGCUGCGGCUGCUGCUGCUGCUGAUGGUGGUGGUGAUGAUGAUGAUGACGAUGGCAACGAGGAUGAAGUCGAGGACGAGGAGGAGGUCAGAGGAGAGAGAUGGGAUGGGAUGGGAUGCCACACACAUACGCUCUUGCGUGCGUCGUGUGUGUCAAUGUGUGUGGGUAAAUGGGCGUGUGUGUUUGGCGGCAGGAUAACGACGACGAAUACGAGGACGAGACUUCCAAGAAAUCCAAGGUCAGCCAGACACCUCACGCACAAAACAAUGCACCCGUGACAUCCCCCUCCCUCUCUGUGUGUUGAAUGAAUCAGACGGCAAAGGCCAAGCGCACCGAUGACCCAGGUUACUGCCGACUCAGAAAGAACUGAUGCUUGCAGCAAUGAGAGACAUGCACACGUGUGUGUGUUUGUGUGAAAGAGUGGAAGCCCAAAUGCCGCGGCCCACAAACCAAGGGCCCCCGCAAGCACUCUAAAGCGAGAGUAUUUCAUUUUGUAUUUUGUGAGACUGCAGUCUUUGCAGCUAUCUGUGUGUAUUGUCUAUGUGUGUUCGCAGUAUCAGAGUGGUAAAUCGGGAGUGCUCUACCACGAGAAAGACAACGCCUGGAUCGCCAAGUGGACCGAGAGGGGCCGGUACCGCUACAAGUCGUUCUGCAUCAAUUCACUUGGGUUUGCCGACGCGCUGGUCAGUUUGCCAACAACACAGCCCACGUGAUAGAGAUGCAAGCCGGCCUCUGCAACUUGCGUGCCUCUUCUCUGUGAUCAGUUCGCUGACGAUGACGAUGAGGAUGUCGACGAGGACCAAGACGGGGACGAGGAGAGUGAGGAGGUCAGAAAGAAAGAACGAGAGAGAUGGGAUGCCACAUACAUGCGCUCUUGCACGCAUCGUGUGUGUUGAUGCAUGCACAUGUGACAUUUCAUUUCCUCUUUCCGUCCCUCCCGGUGCAGCCGGCUGAAAACGAGGAUCCAGAAGGUAUGCGCCCAUCCGUGGAUGUGUUUUGGCGCGUGCGACCAACUCAGUGCUAAAAUCGCACCCAAUAACAUCACCUGGUGCACGGGUUUCUGGCCAACCAGAGUCGGGUUAUUUCGGUGGCAGCAAAUACAUCGAAGCUCAUGAGGUGGAGGUGCUGCAUGCGCUGUCGACACGAGCCACGGAGCCCGAAGAACCUAUCACAACGACAGUCGCACCUGCAUCGACGACAAACGGCUCUGCGUCACCGCUGAAUGGCUCGUCCCUGUCAGCAUCAGAAUAUGAGGGCCUCCGUGGCCUCCUGGGUGACAACAAGAACCUGACUUCGAUCUACCGGUAUGGCUGUCGGUCCAGACGGGUGCAGCCAUCUAGGCCACAGACACGCGUGUGUAUAUGAUGGCUGUGUGUCUGUGUGUCUGAUUCGCCGGACUUGUGUAUGUGUGUGGCUGGCAGGUCGUCUGUGCACACUGAUCUGCUCGGCCGCUUGCGCGCGACACGUGGUGAUUGGUCGGGCGGCCGUGGGUGGCCCUGGUGAUGAGACGUGAGACACACAGCUCUCUUGGAUGGACUCCGCUUUGCCGUCUCGUGUAUGCCUCAGCUGGGUGGUCUGGCUGGUCUGGCACAUACACCCACUGGGUGUUCCUUGUCCGCAACGCCCCGUACGUGUUCGGCGCCUAUAUCAGAGACCACAAAUAUACAGGCGUCGUAGACUCUAUCUUGGACGGCCAAAGUAGCGAAGGAUAUUUCGAGCUUGGGGAAGAUGAUAUGUGGCACUUCUCACUGGCGGGCCACUUCGAUGGGCCGACAAAAAUUCGCCCACCACUUUGGGUCGAAAACUACGGCACGGCCUACUUGGGAGUUGAUACUAGACAAGUUAACAUUCAGCUAACGGUGCGCUGGGAAACAUCAACCUGCAGUGGGUUGAGCUUUACUGUUGGUGAGAAAGGACAUGAAGGGUAUGGGACGGACAUCGAUUAUUCUUGUUUGCGGGGUGAUUCUGCCGAUGUUCGCCGAAGCCAAUUUAGCAUCCAUCGUAAGCGUGUGCCUGAGGACUACAAGGGGGUGAGGAGCGACUUGGGCGAUGCUUAUCUUGGCGGCGCGCUCGCCUUCACGGCUGAUGAGGUGGAGGUGCUGUAUUUGCUGGAGGAGGACCCUUUACCUGCACUGGAUAGCAGUGGGGGGACAAGUAUGAAGGGGUGGUCACUGUGGGGCGGGGUGAUGAUGGCGAUGCUCAUCUGCCAGUGGGUGGCCAUGUGAAUGUUACAAGCCGUGUUUUCAGCGGUCAGGCGUUUGCAAGUGUGUGCUGAGGGAGGGUGUGACCCGAGUGCUGUUUAAUGAGAUGAUGGUCGUUGGCCUCGUUCAUGUGUGUGUGUACCGGUUGUUUGUGAAGCAAGUCGAGAAAGAAAUACCGAAAUACCUGUGCGCAGGUAUACUGGGCGGGGCGUCUGUGUGUGGCCAAGAGAGCUGCACGUGUGUGUGUGUGUGUUGGCUGAUGUCGUGAGCCAUGAUGGGACAGAGGUCACGUCAUGCUCGCCUUAUGCUCCUUCACGUGUGUCGCGUUUGUGAGGCCGUGAUGUCUUUCCUGCCUGUUUGAAGUGGGUAGGACGUGUCUGUAUGAUAAGUAGACAGACUCACUCGCGUGAGUAUCGUGACAGUGUGA